AUGGAUGGAGAUAUAUAUAAUGAAGAUACAAAUGAUGAAGAUAUAGAUGACGAGGAAACAAAUGAAGAAUUUUAUGAAGCCACAUACACAUAUGUGAUGGCAAUUUAUGCUUUAAUAGAUAUAUUAAAUCAGUUUUUGAAUAUGAUGCGUGGUGAACAUAUUGAACGUCCAUUAACUCGACGACAAAUUACUAGUCGGGGAUAUGACUAUAUACACAAAGCAUUAAACGAUGAUCCUGCAAUCUUUCGACAAAUUGUCGGCCAGAACACUCGAUAUUGUGUAAUCCGCAAUACAUUUGGCCGAUCACAAUUUGCUACAAGUGAAAAUUUUCACAAGAUUUUGAAAGCUCUGAACUCAUUAGCACCUGAUUUAAUGGUUAGACCAAGCUCAACUGUGCCUGAAAAAAUAAGGGAAAGCACAAGGUUUUAUCCUUAUUUUAAGGAUUGCAUUGGAGCUAUUGAUGGUACACAUAUUCCCGCAUCAGUAAAAGGACGAGAUGUAAGCAGUUAUCGUGAUCGUCAUGGAAAUAUAUCACAAAAUGUAUUAGCUGCUUGUAACUUUGAUUUGGAAUUCAUGUACGUUCUUAGCGGGUGGGAGGGUUCAGCACAUGAUUCCAAGGUGUUAAGUGAUGUUUUGGCAAGGAAGAAUGGACUUAAAGUGCCCCAAGGUAAGUAUUAUCUGGUGGAUUGUGGAUUUCCUAAUCGACGCAAAUUUUUAGCCCCAUAUCGAGGUGUACGAUAUCAUCUACAAGAUUUUGCAGGUCACGGUAAUGACCAUGAAAAUGAAAAGGAAUUAUUUAAUCUUCGGCAUGCAUCCUUAAGGAAUGUGAUUGAGAGGAUAUUUGGUAUUUUUAAAUCGCGGUUCACAAUUUUUAAGUCAGCACCUCCAUUUCUAUUUAAAACACAAGCAGAGCUUGUGUUGGCAUGUGCAGCACUUCAUAAUUUUCUUCGCAAAGAAUGUCGUUCUGAUGAAUUUCCAGUGGAACCUACUGACGAGUCUUCAUCUUCAUCUUCAGUGUUACCAAAUUACGAAGACAAUGAUCAUGAACCCAUUGUUCAAACACAAGAGCAGGAACGAGAAGAUACUAAUAUAUGGAGGACUAAUAUAGGUUCAGAUAUGUGGAGAAAUGCUAAUAAUUAGGCGAACAUGAAGUGAGAAUCACUUUGUUAUUAUUUUUUUAGGCAAUAAUGACUUUGUUAUUAAAAGGUUUAAAAUUUCUAUCGUUUUUAUUUUCUUUAUUCAAACAUUAUAAUUUAU
This is a messenger RNA of Glycine soja, 1257 nucleotides long. Its product is annotated as protein ALP1-like. The transcript is spliced from 3 exons. The record is from RefSeq and is a predicted model, not a curated record. NCBI's taxonomy places the organism in Eukaryota, Viridiplantae, Streptophyta, Magnoliopsida, Fabales, Fabaceae. Bases 1 to 1140 code for a protein of 379 amino acids.